CCAGUGCCAGCGUUGGAUUUUUGUUUUUAAAGGAAUUGUAAGGAAGAUGAUGCUGGCAGGCAGUGAGCAGCUUUCCCAGUAGCAGGAGGCUGAGGGCGCUCGCUUUGUCGUCACACAGCUGUUCAUUUGAGUCCUGGCUCUGCUGCUUCCUGGCUGUAGGAGCUCAGGUAAGUUCCCCAGCCGUGCUUUGUCUCUUUCCACAUCCAUAAGUGGAGAUAAAACACUAGCACAUGUUGCUAUAUUGUUACCUUGCCAGGGACCUGGACUUUCAUCUCUGCCCAUUCUUUGUGUGAUCUUGGGCAGAUUGUCCCCAUUUUUACACAUGUAAAAUGAUUGCUAAGAAGACAUUGUGGGGUCCUGUACAUGGUGUUGUUGUUGGUCACACUUUCACAGGCUUUAUACUGCGUGGUACCAUGCAGCCUCUACAGUGUGUGCUCCGAGGGCAGAGGGCCUUUCCCUGGGGACCAGCAGCCUCGGUGUCCAGGCAGCUCAGGACCUGCAGAGCACAUGGAAGUCUCUGCAGUACCGUGGGUCCUGGUCCCGAGAGGCUGGAAGAUGGAGUGCGGAAGGAUUUCAGCUCCAGACUGGCAGAUGGACCGACUUUCCAGCACUUUCUGAGGAAUGCCUUGCCCUCUGAAGAGAAGCCGCCUUGCCCGGAGGUGGCAGAUUCACCCCCCUAUCUCUCUGUGGACCAUCUUCUGGGAAGGCAGAGAAAAGUCUACCUUGAGACCUACGGCUGCCAGAUGAAUGUGAACGACACAGAGAUAGCUUGGUCCAUCUUGCAGAAGAGUGGCUACCUUCGGACCAAUAACCUCCAAGAGGCUGAUGUGAUCCUCCUUGUCACCUGUUCUAUCAGGGAGAAAGCCGAGCAGACCAUCUGGAACCGCCUCCAGCAGCUGAAAACGCUAAAGACAAGGAGGCUGCGCUCCCGGGGGCCCCUGAGGAUUGGAAUUCUAGGCUGCAUGGCCGAGAGGCUGAAGGAGGAGAUCCUUGACAAGGAGAAGAUGGUGGACAUCUUGGCUGGUCCAGAUGCCUAUCGGGACCUACCCCGCCUGCUGGCAGUCACCGAGUCAGGCCAGCAAGCUGCCAAUGUGCUGCUCUCUUUCGACGAGACCUAUGCUGAUGUCAUGCCAGUCCAGGCGAGCCCUGGUGCCACUUCCGCUUUUGUGUCAAUCAUGCGAGGAUGCGACAAUAUGUGCAGCUAUUGCAUUGUUCCUUUCACCCGAGGUCGGGAGAGGAGUCGGCCCAUUGCCUCCAUUCUGGAGGAAGUGAGGCAGCUUUCUGAGCAGGGACUGAAAGAAGUGACACUUCUUGGUCAGAAUGUUAAUAGUUUUAGAGACAGUUCAGAGAUCCAGUUCAACAAUGCAGUUUCCACCAACCUCAGCCGUGGCUUCACCACCAACUAUAAGACCAAGCAGGGGGGUCUCCGUUUUGCUCACCUUCUGGACCGGGUCUCCAGGAUAGACCCUGAGAUGAGGAUUCGCUUCACGUCUCCACACCCCAAGGAUUUUCCUGAUGAGGUCCUGCAGUUGAUUCACGAGAGAGACAACAUCUGUAAACAGAUCCACCUGCCAGCCCAGAGUGGAAGCAGCCGUGUGUUGGAGGCCAUGCGGAGAGGAUACUCUCGGGAAGCUUAUGUGGACUUAGUUCACCAUAUCAGAGAGUCCAUUCCAGGUGUGAGCCUCAGCAGCGACUUCAUCGCCGGCUUUUGCGGGGAGACGGAGGACGAUCACCUGCAGACGGUGUCUCUGCUUCGGGAAGUUCAGUACAACAUAGGCUUCCUGUUCGCCUACAGCAUGAGGCAGACACGAGCAUUUCAUAGACUCAAGGACGAUGUUCCAGAAGAAGUAAAAUUAAGGCGUUUGGAGGAACUGAUCACGGUCUUCCGGGAAGAAGCCACAAAAGCCAACCAGAGCUUCGUGGGCCGAACCCAGCUGGUGCUGGUGGAAGGGUUCAGCAAGCGCUCUACCAGUGACCUGUGUGGCCGGAAUGAUGGGAACCUGAAGGUGAUCUUUGCUGAUGUGGAGAUGGAGGAUGUUGCCAGCCCUGGGCUCAAGGUCAGAGCCCAGCCUGGGGAUUACGUGCUGGUGAAGAUCUCCUCUGCCAGCUCUCAGACACUGAAGGGCCACGCCCUCUGCAGGACCACUCUGCAGGACUCCUCAGCACAGCUGACUGCAUGGGUGCACCCGGAUGAGGCAGAGAACUGUGGCUGUCGCUGACUGAGGAGGUAACAGGGCCUUGGGGCCACGCUGCGAGUGCAGGAGCAACUUCAUGUCAAACACAUCUCCUGACUGCUACAUGGACAGCUCUUUUGAUUAUUAAAAGGAAAUGAUCCUUU
Molecule: messenger RNA, 2338 nt
Organism: Ochotona curzoniae (black-lipped pika)
Lineage: Eukaryota; Metazoa; Chordata; Mammalia; Lagomorpha; Ochotonidae
Gene: CDK5RAP1
Product: CDK5 regulatory subunit associated protein 1
Exons: 13
Coding region: 330-2219 (629 amino acids)
Biological process (GO): negative regulation of cyclin-dependent protein serine/threonine kinase activity; tRNA modification
Cellular component (GO): mitochondrion; cytosol
Molecular function (GO): 4 iron, 4 sulfur cluster binding; tRNA-2-methylthio-N(6)-dimethylallyladenosine(37) synthase activity
Source: RefSeq, a predicted model, not a curated record